AUUCAGGCACUUCGUGGACAACUAAUUUUGUUAGGCUUUUGCACGCUAGCCGAAACGGCUUUGUUGAUGUUGAGUUGGCACUUUGGCUUAGUAGUGGUUUUAUGUAUUGUGUAAGGGCGUUGAGCACUUCAGUGGGAGAGUAUGACGUUGCGAAGAGUUAACGUUGUCAUUCUGGUGCUGAUUGCAGUAGCAUUUUUGAUAAUUGUGCACCGCAACCUCAUAAAUCUGAAUGAUUUUUUAAGAAGGGAAGGCUCCGAUUCUGCUCACGUGGGACUACCGCACGAGUCUGAGUUUGACAUUGAGGCUCCUCGUAAGUUUGAGGUUGCGAGAGUGGGAAGAGAAAUUCCGGUGGUUAUCACUGCUGUGGAGGAGAGACUGGGAGCCUUGAUAGCAGCAAUGAACAGUAUCUACAGCAACAGCAAGUCCAACAUCGUCUUCCAUAUUGUGACAAUGAAUGAUACCGUAGAUCAUUUAAAAGCAUGGCUCAGCAAAACUGCCCUGAAAGCUGUUAAGUACAAAAUGCUACCAUUUGACUCUCGUAUUUUGGAGGGGAAAGUAUCCAAGAAUCCCCAAGAAACGGAAGCAGUUAAAUCGUUAACCUUUGCAAGAUUUUAUCUCCCUGUAUUUGUGCCGGAUGCAGAGAAAGCAAUUUAUAUGGAUGAUGAUGUCAUUGUUCAAGGAGACAUCGAGGAGCUGUACAACACGCCACUCAAGGCUGGGCAUGCUGCUGCCUUCUCUGAUGACUGCGACUCCACCGCUGCCAAGGGCAUCGUGCGAGGAGCGGGGAGCCAGAAGAACUACAUUGGCUUCUUGGACUUUAAAAAGGAGAGCAUAAGAAAACUUGGAAUGCGGGCAAACACUUGUUCUUUCAACCCUGGAGUUUUUGUUGCCAACCUCACAGAGUGGAAACAACAGAACAUCACAAAGCAGUUGGAAAAAUGGAUGGAACUGAACGUGGUAGAACACCUGUACAGUAGAACCUUAGCUGGCAGUAUUACGACUCCACCGUUACUAAUCGUGUUUUACAAACAGCACUCCAGCAUUGAUCCCAUGUGGCACGUCAGGCACCUUGGUUUAGUUGGAGCUGGAAAUCGUUAUUCAUCUCAGUUUAUAAAAGCUGCCAAACUGCUACACUGGAAUGGCCAUUACAAGCCUUGGGGAAGGGCAUCGGCUUUUUCAGAGAUAUGGGACAAAUGGUAUCUCCCGGACCCUAUGGGAAACUUUCAUCCUAUACGAAGACACACAGAAGACUGAUAAAACCUCUAGCAAGUUGGACUAUGCAUUGAAGCGCGUACUGCAUGACUUCAUUGUUUGUAAAAUCUCAGGAACGUGGACUUAAAGUUAUUUCAGUACUGUAUUCAAAGGAACCAUUUUCCAUGCAACACUUUAGAGCUACGUUUUGCUAAAUUGCAUGGCAGUAGAGGAGGUGAACCAGAGCUUCAGUUUAAGAACUAUAUAUACACACACAUGUGACUGAUUUCUAAGGGACUAUUUCAGCUAUAGAGUUGUUUGCCAAAUUGUUUUGUAUUUGUUGGCUCUUGCACUUUAACCUUUUGUAAUGUAGUGUUAAACUAGUUUUGUACCCAGCUUUUAGGAUUAUGUGGUAAAAAAGAGCUUUCGGUCAGGUCACAGGUGCUAUUCAAGCCUUUUUGUUUUGUCUUUCAAUUUUUCAGAAUUUUUUCAAGGAUGGAUUUCCAUCUUCACUUGAAAUGUAAAAGGUUGCAUUUUAGAGAUGAACACUUUAGAGAAAUCAGAAGUGAGCAGAAGGCACCUAUUGUGUAUAUUGUGUAGAUGCCUUCCCUAUAGCUACUAUCUUUAUUUUAAACAAUGUAACCACUUAUGAUACCAAACAUCACUUUUUGAGCAUGAAAACAGCAUGUACUAGUAUGCAUUCUGGAUUAAUAACCCUAUAGCUUUGAUAUUAGGUUUUUCAGAUUCAUUAAGUGAUGAUUUAGGUACUAGAUGACGUUAGUAAAGUAAAAGAAUGUAAUCCAGCUGUGUAUCUGUUAAUUAAUCCAGUACAAACUAAAAGACCAAUUUAACCCAAGACGUGUGAGCACACCUGUCCCCAGAUAACAAUAAAAGUACCCUUUAGUGUCAA
Molecule: messenger RNA, 2101 nt
Organism: Lepisosteus oculatus (spotted gar)
Lineage: Eukaryota; Metazoa; Chordata; Actinopteri; Semionotiformes; Lepisosteidae
Gene: glt8d1
Product: glycosyltransferase 8 domain containing 1
Cellular component (GO): Golgi apparatus
Molecular function (GO): glycosyltransferase activity
Source: RefSeq, a predicted model, not a curated record